AGGAGCGGCGGCCAGCGGAGCGCAGCGCGGAUGGACCAGAUCCCCUUCAGGAGGAUAUACCACCACCACCACCACCACCACCUCCACCAUUAUUAUCAUCAUCAUCAUCAUCAUCAUCAUCAUCAUUAUCAGUAGAGUGUCCCGCACCUGAAGCCACGCAGCCCCGGUCCGGACAUGGACGAGCAGGCGGGCCCCGGUGUCUUCUUCAACAACAACAACAACAACUCUCCCGGUGCAGGGAGCUCCAGAGCCCCGCAGGCUGCCGACGUCGGGGCCGGUGGAGGAGGCGGAGGAGCCGGAGGAGGAGGAGGAGGAGGAGGAGGAGGAGAGGCGGCCCGGGCUCACUACAACAUCCCGGGGAUCUUACACUUCCUGCAGCACGAGUGGGCCCGCUUCGAGGUGGAGAGGGCGACCUGGGAGGUGGAGCGAGCAGAGCUGCAGGCUCAGAUCGCCUUCCUGCAGGGGGAGAGGAGGGGUCAGGAGAACCUGAAGAAAGACCUGGUGAGACGGAUCAAGAUGCUGGAGUACGCCCUCAAACAGGAGAGGGCCAAAUACCAUAAGACAAAAUAUGGGACAGAGCUGAACCAGGGAGAGAUCAUACCUCCAAGUUAUGACUCCGAUGAGGCGGAUGACAGCGAGGCUCCCAGUCCUCCCAACAGCAGCCAUCAGCUCAGCUGGAAACAAGGACGCCAGCUGCUCAGACAAUACCUGCAGGAGGUCGGAUACACGGACACCAUCUUGGAUGUGAAGUCUCAGAGAGUGAGAGCGCUGCUCGGUCUGACCGGAGACUCAGGGGAGAAACCUUCAGAGAGGAAAGCCGAACCGAUGGUCAACGGCACCGAACCGUCCUCCCUGAAGGACAGCGGCAUGGUCAGUAAACCCGACAUGUCGGACUCGGCCACCGUGUUGGAGGCCUUUAAGUUCAUAGAGAGCGCUGCGGCAGAAUUCAGCGACGAUGACGAGGACGAGGACAGCGAAGGAAGAGAUAAGACCAUCCUAGACAUGGCCACAAUGGUGAGGAAGAAGCAGUCGUCCACCCCUUCCUCCACGACCUCUGACCUCAGCGACGACCCCGACACGGAGGAGGCCCUGAAGGGUUUCGAUUUCUUGGCGAGUCCGGAUGAGCUGGACGAAUCACCAGAGUCCAGGAGUGGAGAGGACAGCGGAGAGUGGGAGAAGGAAGAGUCUCCUCUGGGUGAAGUGGCCUGGGACGUGGACCAGGGUCUGAUAGCCCAGCUCAAGGAGCGGUACAGGAAGGAACGCAAGGGCAAGAAGGGGGUAAAGAGACCAAACCGGUCUCGGCUUCAGGACAUGCUGGCUAACCUGCGGGAGGGUGAGGAGCCCUCCAUGCAGCCGUCUGUGACGCCCCCCUCCCGCCCCAGUGUACCCAGACUCAAUGAGCAGGAAGUGGGGCGCACUGAAGACGAGGCGAUGACAUUCCUGCCUUCGACUGGGAAGUCGUUCAUAAUGGGCAGAGUGGACGAGGCGGUUUCUAACGAGCUGGGACUGGGAGAACUGGCCGGACUGACGGUCGCCAACGAGGCUGAGAGCCUGGGGUACGAUAUCACCAACAACACAGACGCUCUGAGGAAAACCUGGAACCCAAAGUUCACCCUGAGGAGCCACUUUGACUCGGUCCGGAGUCUGGCCUUCCACCCGGUGGAGCCGGUCCUGGUCACGGCCUCCGAGGACCACACCCUCAAACUGUGGAACCUCCAGAAGACGUCGCCCGCCAAGAAGUGUACUGCUUUAGACGUGGAGCCCAUCUACACAUUCAGAGCUCACAGCGGUGCUGUGCUGUGCGUUACCAUGAGCUCCAGUGGUGAGCAGUGCUUCAGUGGGGGGGUGGACGGAACCAUCCAGAGCUGGAACACCCCCAGCCCCAACAUCGACCCCUACGACUCAUAUGAGCCCUCUGUCCUGCGGGGGGCGCUGUGCGGUCACACGGACUCGGUUUGGGGUCUGGUCUACAGCUCGGCUCACCAGCGCCUCCUCUCCUGCUCGGCUGAUGGGACGGUCCGGCUGUGGGACGCCGCUGACACCUCGCCGUCCCUCGCUGUUUUCAACGAGAGAGGAGAGCUCGGCGUGCCGACGUCGGUGGACCUGGUGAGCAGCGAUUCGGCUCACAUGGUGACGUCGUUCACCACCGGACACAUCGGACUCUUCAACAUGGAGACGCAGCAGCUCGUCCUGAAGCUGGAGUCUGCCGGACCGCCAGAAGCUCCCUGCAAGAUCAAUAAAGUGCUGAGUCAUCCCACGCUGCCAAUCACCAUCACAGCUCAGGAGGACCGGCACAUCCAGUUCUUCGAUAAUAACACAGGUAAACUGAUCCACUCGAUGGUCGCUCACCUGGACUCGGUCACGUGUCUCGCUGUGGAUCCAAACGGACUUUACCUCAUGUCUGGAAGUCACGACUGCUCCAUCCGUCUGUGGAACAUGGAGAGCAAGACGUGCAUCCAGGAGUUCACCGCCCACCGCAAGAAGUCCGAGGAGUCGAUCCACGACGUGGCGUUCCACCCCUCCAAGUGCUACAUCGGCAGCGCCGGGGCCGACGCGCUCGCCAAGGUCUUCGUAUGACCUCCAACUCAAAAGGUGGAGCAUCAAAGAAGUGGGAAGUGGGUGGAGGAGUUUGUCUCCACCUCUGAGUCUGGAUGAGGAAGCAGAAAACUGAAGGUGACUGUUUACUCGGACUGCUCCUUUUAAGAUUUGUCAGAUAUUCCCCCCCUCUCUUCGGACUUAGGCUGGCCCGGGUCCCGAAACAAACAAACCUCUGGAUGAGACGAUGAAUGAAACAGGAAGUGGCAAAAAAAAUGUAUAUAAACAGGAACUCUUGGUACAUUUUAGUAAAGCUGGAAUUUUUAUUUGUUAUUUUUCUUUAACAAAAAAACUCUCCGCCAUCACCGACCCCAAAACACUCCAGUAAAUUGUUCAUAAUUAAUGUGCCUUUUUUUAUUCACAACAGGAAUUAUUUGAGGCGUUGAGUAAAAUUGAUUUUGUUCACGAGAAGAUCGACUUUUUUGUCUUUAAAAAUAAGAAAAGUAACGAGCCAAUUGUUUUAAGGAUGAAUAAGGAGGUCAGAAUGUUUCAUAAGCUCAUCCAACAUGUGACGACUAAAUCCCCUCAUUUAUAAUCAGAAUUUAUGUGAGCGCUCUAAUUUAACCUCUAGAUGACGUCCCAGUCUGCACAGGACUCGGUGGAUUUUUGCUUUUUUUUAAUUAAUUUAGUGUCAUUUUAAUUUUCUCCCAUUUAAGUUGUUGCCUGCAGCCUGAAGAAGACUUUUAUUCUGUCGGAUUUUGGAGAUCCUGUAAAAUGCCCACGCUAAGAGGUCAAAGGUCAUGACCCUGAGCUGGAGCUGGAGUCAGUGACACUUAUGCUGGGUGGACAGUCACCCUGACGGAAACGCUGUCAGCAGUUCAGAUCACAAACCUCUGAAGAGUUUUAUUUCAAAAUGAGAAAGCAUCACAGAGAUUAGAAGACUAGAGAAGAUGUAUCACUCCGUUCAUUUUGUUGAAUCACUCCCAGACAAUUAACUGGAGUUUCAUUUUCAUUUUUAUUAUUUUAUUUUAUUCGCAGUGAGCUGUGGUGUGCCAUAGAAAAAGAGAAAUCUGUGACAUAGUUGUACUUGUGAUGAUAGCAAAUUGAUGAAUUCUUGCAGCAGGAGUGUGAAAUGUUAAAGAUCUAUAUUUUUUAAAAUGCCUUGAGUUGUGAGUUUAAAGGAGCAGUGUGAGGGAUGUAGAGGCCUCUAGUGGUGAGGUUGCAUAUUGCAAUCAACUGAAUACCCGUCUGCUCAUCCCAGCUUUCACAAUUGGGUCGGAGAACUACGGUGGCCUACAGGUAUAAAACGCGAAAAAGGCUCUUUCUCGAAACCGUGUUUGGUUUGUCCGUUCUGGGCUACUGUAGAAACAUGGCGUGGUAGAUUGUGGUAGAUAUGAAGGGCUCAUUCUAAGCUGACAAAAACACAGCGAUUCUUAGUAUACAACAAAAAGACUUUUUGUUCCAUUUUGAACUGAAACCCUUCAGAGUGUUUUACCAGCAGCAGAGUAGGAUCAUGUUGUUGAUGAUAACUGUAAUAUACUGUAACGAGCCUCCACGUGCAAACACAUCUGCUGUCAUGUGACACUUUGAUAGUUUUUAGAUCAAAUCAAGAGCUUCUCUCCAAAGUGAAAAAAAAACUACAAAUGAAUCUGAAGUAACAGAAAUAUUUUAGGUUUGAAUUCUUGGCUCAUGAGUUUCAGCUUAAGUUUUUGUUUUUUUCCCCUUUGCAGGGUUGUGAAAUAUUUUGGAUUGAAUUUCUUCUGAUUGAGUAGUUUUGAUCAGCAUGGUGGUGGCGAGGCUCCAUUUGAAAACCUGCUGCUUUUUUUUUUUAUUGUUUACUGUAUUUAAAGUUGAAAAUUUGGGACAAACUGCAGCGAGAAAAAAACCUGCAGUGAAACUUUUUUCUCAUUUAUCUGUUUUACUUUGAUCAUAUAAAGUAUUUAUUGAUUACCUAAUGACGCCAAAUUAAAGCCAAAAGAUUGAACGGAGACAACGAGACGCUUCCUACUAAACCUGACAGUUGUUGUUGCUAAUGCUAAUUAGCUCAUUUUGUUGUGAAAUAAUGGUAGUGAAACACUUUUUAGUAAAACAGCUGUUUAGUCCCCAAACUGCACACAAGCUCCCCUCCAGAUUUGUAAACGCUUUAUAUGCUGCCUGAAAAUAUUGUAUUUUGUGUAAUUAUAAUUAUUACUAUUAUUAUAUUAUUUGGAGCGAUUACUAGUUUUUUAAACGACUCUUUGUGUUUGGUGACAGACUUGUGAGAUACGAGUAGAUAUUUUUUUUAAAAGACGUGUUCUCUGUUUUACUUGAAAAGUGAAGUUUAUUCCUUUGGGGUUUCUGCUGGUGUUGUAAGAAGUACAUAUACAUGACUUUACCUCUUAGCACUACAUAACACUUUGUUUUUGCUUUUUUUUACCAAAUUAUCAUCUCAAAAAAACGCAGCUGUGUUCGUGGGAUGGAGGGAAACUUUUGGGGGAUUUUGCGUUGCUCUUUCUUUUUAACGUAAAUUGAAACGGUGUAAAAAGGGUAAACAGAUAUGUGUACAGUUGUAUGUAUUAAAGCAGAUCUAUUUAUAAAUGUGGUUUAAUUUAAGGGAAAUAUUAACCGCCAAAGUGAGAAAGGCAAACAAAUUAUUCACCAACUAGUUGAGCCGAAAGAUCAAACUUUAUUCAUGUGACGGGUAAACAAACAGCAAGUCAGUGGCUGCGGUGUUGAAUUCAGCUUUCGUGUAAAAUGAUGUAGAAAAUGUCUGGUUGUUUUUGGUGCUUCACCUCCACCCAGUCUGUAAUGUGACAAUAUGACAGAGAGUUUGUCAUUAUUUUGACUUUAAUUCUGUUAGUUUUUCCAAAGUGUUUGCUUCAAAUCCCGAAGAAAACAACUAGAGAAUCUGUUAAAUUCAGGUUCAUCCAAAAAACAUCUAGUGUGGAUUUUUCUUCUCAAAAAUACACCAAAUCCUGUGAUUUUUAGCUAUUAAAACACAAGGUUCCAGGUUGUUUUUGUGAGGAAUUUUUCCCUCUUAACUUCCCUUCCACACAGCAGCAUCAGGCAGACAUCAUUAAUUUACAAAACCACCAUUUUAUCCCCCACAAUAAAAUACACAAGAGCAGUGGUUUUCUAUGUUUAUCCAGUCUGACAGCUUCAACCAGAUCAACCAAUUACCCAUAACAAACUCCUCUGCUUACAUUCAGGUGUGUUUUUGCAGAACAGUAAUAUUAAUGAUAUUUAAAUAUGUACAGUGGAAUAAAAAGGAGAGAAAAAGAUUGCAGCUGGCUUAUUGUGGACGUACUAAAGCUUUCAACCAACAGAAAAUGUUCUUCAUUCAAACUACAUUCAGUGGGAAAUAACAAUAUUUGUAGACUCAGCUACAGUCUGGAUCAGAGACACACUAUAACAGAGGGUGGGGGAAAUUCACUCAGUCUGUUGCGAAAGGGUUUGCGUGUCGCUUUAAAGUGACAGGAAACAUUGACUGGAUGCAGGAAACGAGCAGAAUCACGUUGGAACUGAGCUGCAAGUGACAGAAAACAGAAUUGUGAGGAUUUUGAAUGGAGUCUGGUGGUUUGUUGUGGGUUUCUAAUCCUAGCGUUGCAGAAACAUGACAGUUAUAAAGCUUCGGUCUGCAAAUGAAUGAAAGUAAAGCCUGAUUAAAGUAAAGUUAAGGUGUUUUUUGCUGCAUAUUUUUGUUUAUUUUCAUACUUAAAUAACCAUACACAAACUGAACCAGCAUCACCAUAAACCCCAAUGAUACCAGACUCCAUUCACAUCCGUCUACUUUAUUUUUUCACUUUCAGAGCAAUAGAACCAGUGUGUGUUUUUUUUAAUUCAUUUAAUCUAAUUUACCGUUUCACUCUUUGUUAAUUGAACUAUUGGAGCUGAUUACCGUCACUCACACUACAUAAGCAGUAACACUAAUCAGUAGUGAUGUUGGCAGCUGAACUCUCUUCAGAUUUAUAUUUUGUUGUUUUCAGUGGCCAAAAGCAGAGCUGAACCUUCAAACUGAAUAAAGCCUGUUCAGUUUGCCUGUAAAUGAUUGUUGUCCUUCAAUGUGUACAGUGAAACUAUUAAAGAGAGAUUAUAGACGCUAAUCUGGCUGUACAUAAAGUACAUACAGGUGUUGUUUCCUUUUUUUCAUUGUUGUUCUUUUUUUUCCAAAAUGGGAGAGCGAUU
Anoplopoma fimbria (sablefish) is the source of this 6699-nucleotide messenger RNA. Its product is annotated as striatin-like. NCBI's taxonomy places the organism in Eukaryota, Metazoa, Chordata, Actinopteri, Perciformes, Anoplopomatidae. Gene Ontology annotation, cellular component: dendrite. Gene Ontology annotation, molecular function: protein-containing complex binding; calmodulin binding; armadillo repeat domain binding. The transcript has 18 exons. The record is from RefSeq and is a predicted model, not a curated record. Bases 175 to 2577 code for a protein of 800 amino acids.